UCCAAGCGGCAGCUCGAGCUCGGCUCUCGACGCGGCGUGGUGGAUCUAACUGAUAUUUGAGGUCAAUUUGCUUUGUAGUCUGUGCUGAAGUAUGACUCGAACUCAUUCCUAAACUCCUUUCUCCUCUCCACUCCUUUUUUACGUACCCCAUGUCUACUCCCCCUUGCUCUGUUGCUACGUCGAGGCCCUGCCCUUUCUGUGUGAUUCCGCCGACCGGCUUCCUGUGUUUGUGCGACUUCAAGCUCGAUCUUGCGGGGAGAGAAUCGGGACCCAAGGCUAGGCUAGCCUGCCACCUCAACAUGGAGUAGUUUUGUCUCGACAACAAAAGUAGAGCAUUGCCGUGAAUCAUCAUCGGCACUUUUUACACUGUCGAAGGAGCGGCCGCAAAUGAGGAGAGACGGCUUCGAGCAUACCCUGACAGUGUAACGGAAGGAUAGACAUUUCGAUUUUUAUUUAUUAUUAAAAAGAUGGCGAACGACUCCCCGGCUAAAAGUCUGGUAGACAUAGAUCUCUCCUCACUGCGGGACCCUGCCGGGAUUUUUGAAUUGGUGGAAGUAGUAGGAAAUGGAACCUAUGGACAAGUAUACAAGGGCCGACAUGUCAAGACCGGUCAGCUCGCGGCCAUCAAGGUCAUGGACGUCACAGAGGACGAGGAGGAGGAGAUUAAACUGGAGAUCAACAUGCUGAAGAAGUACAGCCACCACCGGAACAUCGCCACCUACUACGGAGCCUUCAUCAAGAAGAGCCCACCGGGGAACGACGACCAGCUAUGGCUGGUGAUGGAGUUCUGUGGUGCGGGUUCCAUCACAGACCUGGUGAAGAACACUAAGGGCAACACGCUGAAGGAGGACUGGAUCGCCUACAUCUCCAGAGAGAUUCUCAGGGGUCUGGCCCAUCUGCACGCCCACCACGUCAUCCACAGAGACAUCAAGGGCCAGAACGUCCUGCUCACCGAGAAUGCAGAGGUCAAGCUGGUGGACUUUGGCGUGAGUGCACAGCUGGAUAGGACAGUGGGGCGGAGGAACACCUUCAUCGGAACACCCUAUUGGAUGGCUCCAGAGGUCAUCGCCUGCGACGAGAACCCAGACGCCACCUACGACUACAGGAGUGACUUGUGGUCGUGUGGUAUUACAGCCAUAGAGAUGGCAGAGGGGGCCCCGCCGCUGUGUGACAUGCACCCGAUGAGAGCGCUCUUCCUCAUUCCCAGAAACCCACCGCCUAGACUCAAGUCCAAGAAAUGGUCUAAGAAGUUCUUCAGCUUCAUCGAGAGCUGCCUGGUGAAGAACUACACCCAGCGGCCCCCCACGGACCAGCUGCUGAAGCACCCCUUCAUCCGCGACCAGCCCAACGAGAGGCAGGUGCGCAUCCAGCUCAAGGACCACAUCGACCGCACGCGCAAGAAGAGGGGAGAGAAGGAUGAGACGGAGUACGAGUACAGUGGCAGUGAGGAGGAAGAGGAGGAUCCCCCAGAGGCCGAGGGAGAGCCCAGCUCCAUCGUGAACGUGCCGGGUGAGUCGACGCUGCGUCGGGACUUCAUCCGCCUGCAGCAGGAGAACAAGGAGCGCUCGGAGGCGCUGAGGAGGCAGCAGCUCCUGCAGGAGCAGCAGCUGAGGGAGCAGGAGGAGUACAAGCGCCAACUACUGGCCGAACGCCAGAAGCGCAUCGAGCAGCAGAAGGAGCAGAGGAGGCGGCUCGAGGAGCAACAGCGGCGGGAGCGCGAGAUGAGGAGGCAACAGGAGCGCGAGCAGAGGAGGAGAGAGCAGGAGGAGAAGAGGAGGAUGGAGGAGAUGGAGCGCCGCCGCAAAGAGGAGGAGGACCGGCGGAGGGCCGAGGACGAGAAGAGAAGGAACGACCGCGAGCAGGAGUAUAUUCGGCGUCAGCUGGAGGAGGAGCAGCGGCAUCUGGAGAUUCUUCAACAGCAGCUUCUUCAUGAGCAGGCCAUGCUGCUGGAGUUCAAGUGGAAGGAGCUGGAGGAGCAGCGCAAGGCAGAGCGGCUGAAGAGGCAGCUGAGGCAGGAACAGGCCUACCUGCUCUCCCUCCAGCAGCAGAGCCAGCAGCCAAGCCAGCAGGCAAACCAGCAGCAGCAGCAACCACAGCCACCGCAGCCGGGCCACGACUGGACCAGAACCCCAGUCACGCGCCUCAAAGACAUCCCCCGACUCGCUCAGUCUAACCUCCAAACCCCGAUCUCAGACGAUGCUAGCAGCCUGAACCAGGCGGCGUCCCAAACCCAACCCCCAGCCCCAGCUCUGCCUCUGCCACCUGUACCCGUGGCCGAGUCCCCCAAAGCCGUAGAUGUAGAGAGGCGGCCUUCUUGGGAGCCUGUUCUUCAGUCACAGACGGUGGCCCUUGCUGAUAGCUGUAUCCCAGUGCAGGUCGAGCAGUGUGUGGAUGAGGGAGUCGCAGAGGGCCGUAGUCGUACCCCACCCACCACCAGCGUUAGCAUCGACCUCAGCUCUCCGUUGCUGCUGCUGGACGCCCCAGACAGGUCCACACCCCCUCUACCAGCCCCGCCCACUGAGUCAAACGGCACCGCCCCCUCUGCAGAGGAGGAUGGAGAGGCUGACGAUCGCUUCCGCAAGAACGUGCAGGGCUCCCCCCAGACUGCCCCUCCAAACAAGCAACCCCCCGUCCCUCCCCGUGCCGAACCCUUCUCCAACGGAAGCUCCUCCGAUGCCAUGCACAGGCCCAUGGAACCCCAGGUGCAGUGGUCACAGCUGGCCGCUCUUAAGAGCAACGCCGCGCCCCCCGUCUCUCGCUCGCACUCGUUCAGCGACCCCAUCCCCAGUCUGUCCCACCUCCACCUCCGCUCUCAGGACCCCGCCAACCACCACCCCAGCCAGCAGCAGCAGCACCACCAGCACCACCCUCCUCCGCCACGCUCUGACCUCCCCCAGCCCCCGCACGCUCCGCCACGGGCCCACGAGGCCCUGGAGCAGGGCCUGGACGAGGAGGUGCCCCCCCGGGUUCCUGUGCGGACGACGUCCAGAUCACCGGUGCUGUCACGUAGAGAUUCACCUCACCAGGCUGGGGGCCAGCACCCUGGGCAGUCCAGGACAGUUGCCGGCACUGCUGAGCCGCGGCUGCUGUGGGAGCGUGUGGAGAAGUUGGCCCCUCGACCCGGCAGCGGCAGCUCCUCUGGAUCCUCCGGCUCACAGACCACCCACAACACCUCAGGAGACAAGUUCAGAGCACGCUCUUCCUCCAAGUCUGAGGGCUCUCCCAUGCAGCGUCCAGAGCACACUGGCAAGAAGACUGAGGACAAGAAGGACUUUGUCAGACCUACCCGCCCUGCUGACCUGACGGCGCUGGCGAAGGAGCUGCGUGCGGUGGAGGAGGUGCCGCGUCCCCACAAGGUGACCGACUACUCCUCCUCCAGCGAGGACUCAGCCACGAGCGAUGAGGAGGAGGUGGAGCAGGAGCCCGGCGACGAGUCCACAUCCGGCACAGAGGACUUGCACAGGGCCGGCUCUUCCAAGCUUAGCAAUGGUGAAACAGAAUCUGUGAAGUCCAUGAUUGUGCAUGACGAACCUGAGAGCGACAUUGCCACCACACCCUGCAAAGACGGCACUUUAAUCGUCCGACAGAGUGCAAGUGAGCUCAAGCGGCUGGCGGCCGCCACUGCCGCAGCCAGCGGGGGCUCCACGGCCCGGGCGGUCAACAAGCCGGGGGGCCCCCCCACGGGCAGCUCUCCCCACGAGCGCAACGGCUACGCGGGGCACGCGGGCCCCCACGGGGGGCGGGCCGCGCACCUCCUCCCCGACCUCCUGCAGCAGAGUCACCACUCCCCCAACUCCUCCAUGGCCUCCGGCUCCCCCUCCUCCUCCUCCUCCUCCAGCCACGCCAGCCCCUCCCUCUCCAUGUCCCCCCUCACCUCCCUGGAGAUGUUCGUUGCCGGCGAGAGCCAGUCGGCCAGUAACACGCUGCAGAAACACAAGUCCUCCUCCUCCUUCACCCCCUUCAUCGACCCACGCCUGCUGCAGAUAUCGCCCUCUAGUGGCUCCUCACUCAACCAAAUCGCGAGUUUCGGCGGUGACGUGCGGCUCCCUGACCCGUCCCGUAAGGGCUCAGUGGUGAACGUCAACCCGGUCAACACGCGCCCCCAGAGCGACACGCCCGAGAUCCGCAAGUACAAGAAGAGGUUCAACUCGGAGAUCCUCUGCGCCGCGCUGUGGGGAGUGAACCUGCUGGUUGGCACGGAGUCUGGUCUGAUGCUGCUGGACCGUAGUGGCCAGGGGAAGGUCUAUCCCCUCAUCAACCGCAGACGCUUCCAGCAGAUGGACGUGCUGGAGGGACUCAACGUGCUCGUCACCAUAUCAGGAAAGAAGAACAAGCUGCGAGUGUACUACCUGUCCUGGCUGAGGAACAAGAUCCUGCACAACGACCCCGAGGUGGAGAAGAAGCAGGGCUGGGUCAACGUGGGAGACCUGGAGGGAUGCGUGCACUACAAAGUUGUGAAAUAUGAAAGAAUCAAGUUCUUGGUCCUUGCCUUGAAGAAUGCUGUGGAGGUGUACGCGUGGGCACCUAAGCCCUACCACAAGUUCAUGGCCUUCAAGUCGUUUGGUGACCUGGUGCACAAGCCUCUGCUGGUGGACCUGACGGUGGAGGAAGGCCAGAGGUUAAAGGUCAUCUAUGGCUCCUACUCGGGAUUCCACGCCGUCGACGUCGACUCCGGAGCUGUUUACGACAUCUACCUGCCCACACAUAUCCAGACCAGUAUCCAGUCCCAUGCCAUCAUCAUCCUGCCCAACACGGACGGCAUCGAGCUGCUGGUGUGCUACGAGGACGAGGGCGUGUACGUCAACACCUAUGGCCGCAUCACCAAGGAUGUGGUGCUGCAGUGGGGAGAGAUGCCCACCUCUGUUGCGUACAUCCGCUCCAAUCAGAUCAUGGGCUGGGGUGAGAAGGCCAUAGAGAUUCGCUCGGUGGAGACGGGCCACCUGGACGGGGUCUUCAUGCACAAGCGUGCCCAGAGGCUCAAGUUCCUGUGCGAGCGCAAUGACAAGGUGUUCUUUGCAUCGGUGCGUUCUGGCGGCUCCAGCCAGGUGUACUUCAUGACACUGGGCCGCAGUAACCUGCUCAGCUGGUAGAGGGCGGGAGCGAGCAAGUCGACAGGAAACGAAAUGACACUUCACACCAACCCCCGAGAUCCCCACGCACCACUGUAUGCCAACACCACCCACUGACGUCUACAUCCAUGACUACAACGACAACGAUGAUGGUGAUGAUGAUGAUUAUGGCAAUGAUGACGACGAUGAUGAUGAUGAAGAUGAUGUUGAUGACGACUACAGAAAUUAAACAACGUGCCAGAACUGGAGCCACUUGUUAGUGUUGUAGCAAACAAGGCGGCCCAGCGAGAGAGACAGAGAGAGAAAAAAAAACCCGUUAUGGAGGGCUGUGACAACUCUUCCAGCCAAAGACUUUGAGAUUCAACUUUCUAGACAAGUGUUCUCCUUAAAAGAGGGUGAAACUGAAGCUGCAGUUUAGGAGGCAGGAAAGCUGUAGAGGAGGAAGUUCUUGUCAUGUGAUUGGGUUAGACGGCGAACACCCCCCCCCCUACCCCACACCUACACCUCCUCCUGAUGACAAAAAAAAAAAAAACUGGCUUCGUCCAAUCAGGGUUUUGACUCUGGGUUUAAGACCCCGCCUCUCUUUCAAAUCCUGGCCAGUCAGGAGGCUCUUUUUAGUAUAUAUACACGUGUCUAUCACUUGGAUUGGCGGCCAAUGGCUGGGGUUUGUGUGUGUCAGAAGAGGGGGAUGAAGGGAGGGGGUAGAGGGAUGAGAGACGGGGAGGGGGGGUCAUUGGGGCCCUGUUAUUUCCAUUGAGCCCUGUUCUUACCUGACAGAACUCAAUCAAGUAUCAUACUGUAUAUUCUACAGGCCUACGUGUUGUUGUUUUUUUUGUUUUUGUUGUUUUUUUUCUCUUGUUUUGUUUUUUAACCACAUAGAAGUGUUUAUUUGAGCCUCUGCUGAGAUGGGCGGCCCAUAUGGUUAUUAUUAUUAUAGUAUAUAAUAUGCUCCGGUUGGGAUUGGGCUGGACCAGACACACCAGGUGCUAUAACCUGCUCUCUCUGGUGCCGAUUGCAGUGUGUGUGAGAGAAUCAAGGAAGGACAAAGAUAAGAGAGAGGGAUUGUAGAAUGUGUGAAGAUUUAAACGAGUGCCGAUAAUGGACAGAGUUGUUUUUUUGGUGGGGUUGGGGUGGGGGUAAAUGGACGAAUGAAGGACAUGUUUGCUUGGGGGUGUGUUUCUUUUUUACAUAAAGUUUUGUUUUUAAGACGUGAAAGGGAUGAACAAACAUUGGAUCAGGCAUGCACAUGAGCACCCAUUGGACCUAACUCGCACACAGACACACACACACACACAGCAGGAUUCCAUACUGAGCAAUUGUCUUCACAGAAGACAUUCCGUUUUGUUUUAUUUUUCUUUCCCACCAUUGUAAGCCUGUUUAAUCUGCCAAAUGUAGGCGUCAGAACUGUAAACGUCUCUUGUUGAACAUAGAAGUCUCUCAUAAUGGAAAUAAAUCAUGUGCGUGCGUCUGUGUGUGCGUGCGCGUGCAUGCUUGCGUGCAUGCUCGCGUGCAUGUGUGCAGCGUGUAUACAGCUUGUGUGUGUUUGUACCCGUGUGUUGUGUUUGAUGCCCUUGGCCAAUCAUAUCUUAUCCCUCCAGGUGUUGGUGUGUGUGUGUGUGUGUGUGUG
Messenger RNA from Engraulis encrasicolus (European anchovy), 6696 nucleotides. RefSeq names its product mitogen-activated protein kinase kinase kinase kinase 4-like. Gene Ontology annotation, biological process: protein phosphorylation. The transcript is spliced from 32 exons. Gene Ontology annotation, molecular function: protein kinase activity; ATP binding. NCBI's taxonomy places the organism in Eukaryota, Metazoa, Chordata, Actinopteri, Clupeiformes, Engraulidae. The record is from RefSeq and is a predicted model, not a curated record. Bases 468 to 5090 code for a protein of 1540 amino acids.